Messenger RNA from Seminavis robusta, 1534 nucleotides. The record is from the annotation of a GenBank genome assembly. NCBI's taxonomy places the organism in Eukaryota, Bacillariophyta, Bacillariophyceae, Naviculales, Naviculaceae.
AGUCCUCGGACAAACGUAGGCUCCUUCCUUUAUCAGCUGGCUUCAGCCCUCAGCCUGACUGAAGAAACAAAACAGGAAGCAAUGUUACUGGAAGGAGAACCAACAACAGCGAGCAUUUUGCAAAGGUAACAUUGAAGCACCGGGGACCAACAUUCGUGAGCUACCCUACUACCAAUAGCCACAAUGGCAAGACCUUCAAAAUGUCGCCUUCGGGCAUUUUUGCUCUUGAUGCCGCCCAUUAUUGGUGUUGCACCUGUUCUUGUUCAAGCUGCGUCUGUCCAAGCAUCCGGAUCUGUUUCCCGCCCCGCAACUACCGUUCAAGCAUCAGGGAUCGCUGCACGCACUGUGAAUAUCCCUGUCAUUGCACCGAUUGCUACAGUUUCUGCAACAAUUGCUCCAACAACCAAGGAACCAACAACGUUUGAGCCAACAAGUCUACCAACCAAUAUGCCCGCAGGAAACACUGCAGAACCAACAUCCCCCCCAACAAACACUCAAACCACUGAAGAGCCAGGCACAUUAGAGCCAACAAGACCGCCUACAAACUUGCCUACAAGAAUAACCGCCGAGCCUACUGUUUCUCCAACUAAUACACAAACCUCAAAGCCGACAAGUCCGCCCACCGGAAACACUGAAGAGCCUACAGUUUCUCCAACAACGAAGGAGCCAGUAACAUUAGAGCCAACAAAUCGACCAACAAAUCUACCCACUGCUAACACAGCAGAGCCUACUAGCCCUCCAACGAUUGCCCCAACCACUCAUGAACCUGUCACAUUAGAGCCAACAAGUCUGCCAACAGGUCUGCCCACAAGCAUCCCUACUCGAAAUACUGCUGAGCCAACAAUUGCAGAGACAACGGAAGCGCCAGUGACAUUGGAGCCAACAAAUCCACCUACCGGUACCACUUCAGAACCUACAGUUUCUCCAACUAUUGCUCCAACCGCAGAAGAGCCGACAAUUCUACCAACUACUAUGCCUACCGGAAACACUGCUGAGCCAACAUCAGAACCAACCGAAUCCACAGCAACAAGCCAAGAAACUACAGUAUUGCAAAAGCGACAAACACAUGGAAUCAUGUCUUUCAUGGACAAGAUCAUGAGCGAAGCCAAGGGUAAUAACAAAAGGCAGCUGUUGCGAAAAACAAAGGACAUCUCAAAAAAAUGAUUGGGAAAACAUCCGUGUGGGAAACGGUUAUUUAGACCAAAUCGUUUCUGCUGGGAACCAAACACUGAAAUGAGCAGCAGGACAGCGUAGCUGCUGGAUCCAAACACUGAUAUGAUCAGCAGGGUAGCGUGGGUGGGCUUUGAAGAGGGAGUGUCGGGGAUGCUGUACCUUGCUGGUGCGAAGGACAGAUAGAUGUCAUUAAAACUCGGCGACCAGGUAGGGAGCAUUGUAUUGGACAGCCACUAAGCAACCAAACAACAUGGCUCCAAUUGAUCUAUUAAGUACCAUUAUCUGGCUUAUUGGUUGCAUUUACUUUGAGUAUAGGGUUGACCAUAAAUGAAUCAUAAGCAGUAUUCAAGGAGCGCUCUUC